Molecule: messenger RNA, 2390 nt
Organism: Daucus carota subsp. sativus
Lineage: Eukaryota; Viridiplantae; Streptophyta; Magnoliopsida; Apiales; Apiaceae
Exons: 9
Coding region: 129-2219 (696 amino acids)
Biological process (GO): lipid metabolic process
Source: RefSeq, a predicted model, not a curated record
GAUACCCAAAGACCAAAUCUGUGUCAAGAAUCUGUCAUUGUUCUCUUCUGUCCCUAUAUUCAUUCUUCUUGCUCCAUUAAAUAUAUAAAUAUAUUCAAUCUCGGCUCUCUUUCACCUGAGAAUCUAAAAUGCAAAGAGCCGUUGACCAUGUUCUUGCUGUCACAAAAGAGGCGGUGAAGAUGAUCACAUUUGAAUCAUUACACAAUAUUGUAAGGCUUAUAAAUGGUUUGUCAGCACUUUUACUGGCUAUAAUGCCGGGAAAGGCUUCUAUUCUUGAAGGGAUGCAAGGGUGGGAGCUAAGGCCGACUGUACGAGGACCUCGGCUUCCACGAUGGAUGGAGAACGGCGCAUCAUCUUUCAAUCACUUCAUUCAUGAACUUGCUGUAGAUUCUGAUGAAUGCUCAAGUGUAGAUUAUUCGUCUGAAGAAGAUAAUAGUGAUGAUAACUUCUCUCCUAAAACUCCAUUGUCACAACGAUCUCGAGUACUUAGAUCAACCAGCUUUGGCAGGCAUGAUAGGCGUCGGGGGCGUCGUAGCCGUUGCUUCAGAUUCAUAUUGGCAUGGCUUCUAUUUCCUGCAAGGUUAAUGAUUGGGAUACUGUUUUACAUCUUCCGUGUAUCUCCUUCCAGGAGCUUGAAUGUAGCCAAUGGCUCGGGAAAUCAGCAACCUAAAGAUUCCAGUACUUGUAAGGAAGCAAGCACCCUCAAGGACCAUAUCGUGCAACAUGCCACUGAUAAGAGACGUGGAGUUAUAGAGGACCUCUAUCUAGGAAUCGAGAUUUUUAUUGAAGCUGUAUUUGAUCUUUUCCACAAAGCAGCACACUGUCUUCUCUCGCCUCUAGACACAGCCAAAAGGCUUAUAAGAUGGUUUUGUUUUCGUCGCAGUAAAGGUAAAGCUAGUUGCGCUUCAAAAGCUUCCGUUCCUACUACUAUUCUUGCCGAGGGUGAUCCAGCUCCUACCACAAGAACUGUUACUUUUCGCGAUUCCUUGAAUACAGAUACCCGGACAUGCCGGGAUGUCAUAACAGAGCUAGGGUAUCCUUAUGAAGCUAUACGUGUAGUUACUGCUGAUGGAUAUGUCCUCUUACUGGAAAGAAUACCUAGACGUGAUGCACAGAAGGUUGUUUAUCUCCAACACGGAGUUUUUGAUUCUUCUAUGGGGUGGAUUGCCAAUGGAGUUGUUGGUUCACCAGCAUUUGCGGCCUUUGAUCAAGGAUAUGAUGUUUACCUUGGGAAUUUUCGUGGUUUGGUUUCUAGAGAGCAUGUUGACAAGAAGAUUUCCUCGCAACAGUACUGGCAUUACUCCAUCAAUGAGCAUGGCACUGAGGACAUACCAGCAAUGAUUGAGAAAAUACACGAAGUGAAAAUGUCCGAGUUAAAGUCUCUCAAGCCCAACCUGGAGAAAGAUGGUGAACAACCUUACAAAGUUUGUGCAAUUUGCCACAGCUUAGGAGGAGCUGGUAUCUUGAUGUAUGCUGUAACAUGCAGGAUAAAGGAAAAGCCUCAUAGGCUCUCAAGAAUCAUCUUAUUAUCACCCGCAGGCUUCCACCAUGAUUCCAACUUCGCAUUUAAAUUACUUGAGUAUGCAUUCCGAUGGUUGGCUCCUAUUUUAAAGCCCCUCUUUCCCGCAUUUUAUAUUCCAACUAGGUUCUUUCGUUUGCUGCUUAACAAAUUGGCACGUGAUCUUCAUAACUACCCUGCAGUGGGAGGACUUGUUCAAACCUUAAUGAGUUAUGUUGUUGGCGGGGAUAGCUCAAAUUGGGUCGGAGUUCUAGGAUUACCACACUAUAAUAUGAACGACAUGCCUGGAGUUUCAUUCCUAGUAGUUCUUCAUCUGGCCCAAAUUCUACAUAAUAGAAAGUUUAUAAUGUUUGAUUAUGGCUGCAGAUCCGCCAAUAUAAAGAAAUAUGGUUCUCCUAAACCAUUGGACUUAGGACAGCACUACGGGUUGAUUGAUCUUCCUGUAGACCUUGUUGCUGGACGGAAGGACCAAGUGAUCCGCCCAUCAAUGGUGAGAGAACACUACAAGGUGAUGAAAGAUGCAGGGGUGAAGGUAUCAUUCUAUGAGUUUGAAUAUGCCCAUUUAGAUUUUACAUUCUCUCACCGUGAAGAACUAUUGGCAUAUGUAAUGUCUCGUUUACUAUUAGUGGCACCUGCUCCUAGUCCAAAAUCUUUGAAAAUGAAGUAUACAACAUCAGAAAUUGUAGAGGAAACUAGGUAAAAGCGCAAACUACUUGAAGUAGAUUUCGAUGCUUUAAGGUUGAAAAAUGUUUCUUGUUGUAUAGCCAGUAUAUCUGUAGAUAGUAUGCACCAAGGAUAGCUAAUCUUGUACAUUGUGUGAAGACAAUCAUAAUAUAGGUAGUAGAUGCCUCCGCCACUUCGGCACUUCGAC